GGGCGGCGCGGGGCAGGGCGGGAGCCGUUGCGUUGGCCACGGCCGUAAACAGCGCGGCAUGAGCGGAGCGGGCCGAGCAUCGGGCCCGGAGGGUUCUCCGUCCCACAGCCGGCAGCUCCGCGGCCUCAUGCGGAGCCUCCGAGACAGUGAAACCAGAAGGCUACAAUUGGAAAGGAAGCUGAUGGAAUAUAAGAGUUCCGAUGCAUACCUAAUGAAACUAAAAUAUGUGAAGCUGAAAAAGUACUUGGAAGAAGUAAAUGAUCGACAAAAAAGAGCUCUUCUACGAAAUCAGAUGUUCUUAAAUGAAUUCAACGAGUUUGAAGCUCGCGUGAAAGCUUCCAGUUCAAAGCUGAUUGAGAAGAUGGUACGGUAUGGAGGAGAAAUUAAAAGUGGGCUGUCGUUUCAAGAGGGUGACUUGACACACGGUGACAAGGAAGAAGGAUGCAAUGAGCAGAUGCCACAGGCUGCAAGGCAGGCAGGAAUUCAUGUCAAGACAGCUGUGUCCAGAAGGUUGCAUCAUCCGGUGCCAUUCUUCACAGGCCGCUGCAUGUCUGCCUGCAGUGUGCAGCAGGAACCCCCGCAGCCUGCUGCCUGCCCCAGCAGACUGACAACCUUGCGUGGUGAUGAUACAGACAGGCAUCCCACACAAUUUGGUGGUGACACGGAGCGUGACAAUAAGCCUGAUGAGCAAGGUGGCAAGUUGGGCCUCCCCAUGGAGGAGAUGCCCAUCAGAGACAGCAGCUUGCACAGCAGUCUUCUGAAUUUUAAAGAAGACAAAAAUUCCAGUGAACUCUGCUCAGCAUUACCCAAUGGAGGACGUGUGCAGAGCAGCACUGCUGACUUAGCAAGUGAUACAUCAGUGGAGGAGGUGAUGACCCACAAGCACCUGGUAACAAGUGCAAAAGAAGUCUGUGAGCACCCUGUCCUCUUGGCACCUGCCCCUGAGCCCAGCAUCUCUGGACCCCAAUAUAACCUGAACACCCAGCAGGCAGCCAGCCAGGAUGACAGCAGCAGCAGUACCCACCCAGCAGAGAGCUCCUCUUUGCAGCUACCCAGCUGCUGUACGGCAGAGGAUGAGCCCUUGGGCAGCUCAGUGUCUGAUGGCUUCUGCAGCCUGGAUGGGAGUCUGAAGGAAGACCUGGAGACCAGUGACCUCUGUGAGCUCCCCAGGGCCAAGGCAGGACAGCAGUCAGAUGUGGCCACACUGAAACAUGAGCACCUGUGCACUGAGGAGCUGGCAGCUGCGUUACACAGCACGCUGGAUUCGGGUGAGGAGGCACCAGGAAGCCAGGCUCCACCGCUGCUGAGAGAGGUCCUUGCAGAAGAGUGUGGAGAUAGGUCAUCUGUUCAGAGUAAUGAAUCAUCUUACAGCUUGCCAUCGAUCCCAAAUGACGGCAGGGAAAUGGAGCAGGCAAAACAUGUUCCGUGGCUCGACGGCAUAGGAAAACAAGAAGUCACAAGCUGGUGUGAAGAUGAGAGCGGGGAAGAAAGCGUGGUAGGAAAGAUUCCUAUUACAGCAGGUUGUGUUAUUGGAAAUAAUGGUUCCGAAGUGAAAGAAAGCCAAGAAAUGUGCUCCGAAAGGAGUUCAUCCAGUGAAAGAAGCGGUGACCUCUCAAGGACUUGUUUGCUCUGUCUGGCUUCCAAAUAAUCUGAAGAUUAAAGCUGCGUUACUGACCGAGAAGCAAAUGAAAAAUGUAAUUUGUCAGGACGUAAACGUGGUGUAAAGUAUUUUCAACUUUGAUUAAUCUGCGUUCUGGAAGUAAUCCAGCCCCGUCCCCUGAGGCUGUUUUUUUUUUAGUCAAAAGCUGCCUCUAACAAACUCAGAUUUAAUGAGAUGUAAAUAAAAGUUUUGGGAUUGUAAUUUAUCCUCUUAAUUAUUCUCGGAGGAAAUAUUUAAUAAUCAACUGGCUAUAACUAAUGGGAUGCUUGGCUCGCCGUGCAGAGCAGCAGGUUGGCCAUCAGGGGGCACUCAGACUUUGCUGAUGUAGGAGCUCUCCAAUUCGUUUUGCAUCUUCGACCUGGUGUUGUUAUUGCUAUCAUUUUAAAUCUCGAUGGUGUUUUGUGGGACUUGUGAGGCAGAAUGGCUGUUUAGGCUGCAGCUCUGACAAGAGAUGCCAAAGCUUCAGGGUCAGGAUUUUCCAGGGUGUGCAUUAAGCAGGACAAGGGAACUGCCAUUGAGAGCAAUGAAAGCUAGAGAACGCAAGGCAGAGUGGGGUGCUGCAGCCAGUGUCCUGCGCCUUUAGAGCCACGUGUGUGUAGGUAGGAUACAACCCUGCCUGAUGGUUGUAUCCUUCUGCAGUGCUUCAGUUAUCAAAUCACCUCUCACAGAGGUGGGCUGUAAUUCAGGGAUGUUUUUCUACAAGUCCUGCAGCUAUCACAUCUUGUCUCAAUCCUAAGAGCCCCCACCACAGGAGCAGUGAUGCUGUAGCAGCCAUGCUCCAGGGCCAUUAGCAAGGGUGGUAUGCAGGGAUCUUGCACUGUGAUGGAUCUUGGUCUGUUUCUUCAUCAGCAUGGUACACUGAAGCAGGGAGCGAUCUUAAAUGUAACUUGAUGUCAAUCUUUGUAUCCUACAGUAAGAGUGAUCAUGUGUAAUUACUUAAAUUCGGUGUUACCAUUUCAGUUCCUCAGCAAAUAAUGGCGUGAUGAAUAGAUAUAUUAGUGCAUUUCCAACUCUGCAACUUCACUGCGUUUCUGUGCUGCCCAUAUUCUAGUAAACUUAUCAGCAGAAAAUGAUGGUGCCAUCAGAGCUGUCCUGCAGCUCACAGCAAAGUGUAUUUAUCACACAGAGUCACGCUGAGCUGCGACUGUCACAUCAGAAGCACCGGCACCGAGUAGCCUGCCUUGAUACUCCUAAAAGGCUUUUAGAUGUUUCCAGAAAACGAUUUUUAAAGAUAAAUCUGCAGCUUUGCAUCCUCACGUGUCAUUGGGGAGAAGCUUCGUUCACUGAGGGUUAUGAAGCACUGCCCUGUGAAAUAUAAAUGCUCUGUUUGUUUUCUGGUGCCUUAGCACUGCUUUCAUGCAGAAGAGACGCACAGCCUUGAAACCUCUGGCAAUAUCAGACACAGUGUCGGUGUUCCUGAAGCCCCCACGUUUCUCAGUUUGUUUGUCUUUCUGAUGAAACUUGACAUUGUUUUGUUUUUCUUGAUGCUUGGGAGGUGGGUGGUUUUUACUAUUUGCUAUUUGGGUCACGUUGUGGGUGUGAGCUGUGUGGGUUUGAGGUUUUUGUCCUUUUUUUUAAGGUAUUUGGGUGUCCUUUUUAUUUAUCUUUUGUUCGUUUUUUUUGUUACUGAAACACUGAAGUUCAACAAAAGUGCUGUGGCACAACGAUACCCAGACUAGAGGAAACAUUUUCUCUUGAUUUUCCCCUGUGCCACAUCUAUUAACUCGCCCUUUUUUGCUGUCCUAGUUUUCCUUUCCUCUUAAUAUUAAUUUUCCUUACAGAGGGGGUCAAAAAAGAUAUUUUCUUGGAGCUUUUUCAUUUCUUAUUGUUGCAGAAUCUUUAGCACACACACAUACACAAAAAAGCCUAUUUCAACAGAGUAAAGGAGAGAUUAAAAGGCCCUUUGAUGUUAAACCGGUUUGGGUUAUUUCUUUGUUAGAGCCUGGGUUGAGUUUGGCAUUAUUUUAGGGAAGAAGCAAAUGUGUAAAUGGAUAUCGAAGGGUCACUACAGGGGAUUAGUCAAGGCAGGGAAACUGGCCUUACUUCAUUUAUAGCCCUAAAAUUUCUCCUUGGAGGUCUGUGUGGUUAUUGUGCCCUCUGUGUAACAGACGAUAACUUUCACGAUUGAAUUUCCUGACUUCUCAAUAUGGGUGUUUUGCAAUGUAAAGGUUGUCUUGCAUCUCGACUAACACUUCAGACAUAAUUCAAGAAUUUUAUUCCCUGUGACAAAGCUAUCUUGCACUAUUUCAGUCUUGGUUUGACUGAGUUGCUAUUUCCGCCCUGGCCUUUCAGUUAUCCUGGUGCCAUUUUCUGUAUCCCCUCUAGCAUUUCUCUGUAUGCCACCAGCUCCCAUGCCAAACUGUUUCCUGGCAUCUCCUUUCUCUGCCUGAUCUGUGGCACUGAUACCUUGCUCUUGUCAUGUGGGCUGCUUUGGUAGUGAAUUCUGGCUUUUUGGUAGAACAUGAGCUUCUGUCUUUGCCCCCCCUUUUGUCAGCACUGGCGGUUUUCUUCAUGGGAAGGAUGGGGAAAGGUUUUUCGAUAUUUAGAAUCUUAGAAUCACAGAAUGACUUGUAUUGGAAGGGACCUGAAGGGCCAUCCAGCUCCAGUUCAUUUGCUGUAGGCAGAGUUGCCACCCACUAGACCAGGCUGCUUCAUCUUUUGGCCAUGGUGGUCCUUGCCCACAACAACUUCUCGGUGAGGCCUUCAGGCGGUUCUGGAGCAGUUGGAGGCUGUGGGUGCUCUUCCACUGCUCAUCCUGUGGUCCUGCUAUUGCAUGGUGGUCCUCAGCUCAGCAGGUGCUUUGGAUCCACCUGAACAGCCCUCACAUGUCCAGUCAUGGCCUGAACCAAAGCGGAGAAAAGGGUCGCUUUGAGGCUGUAUGAUAAAGCCUUUCCACCUCCUUUCCCGACAGUGGAAGACAAAGCAGCAGGCAGUGUAAAUGGUAGCUGUCAGCCGUGUGAGCUUGUUUGAAUGAAAUACUUGAAGGCAAAAUGGUUCUUGUGCAGUCUGCCACGGAAGUCACCUCUCCAUCUGCAGCUCAGCAACAAGUGGUUUCUCACUCUACACCCCAGGGGAAAACUAUGUGGCUUGAUGGAGUUGCCUCCUCUUAAGCACAAGCUGUGGGCUGAGCUUGGGAUCCGUGGGGCACCUCCUGGGGAGUGCUGAGGGUCAGGCAAUCUCAACACAACGAGCAGGAGCUCAGCGUGGUUGGUGUGUUUGAGGCCUCAGCCUGGAGGACCUGACUUCUGCAGUGUGUUCAGCAAGCAUUUGGAGUGAGUGAAUUUGCAUCAGACGUUGGAGUGUAGUAGAGGGUGGGAUUUGACUGAAUAAAACCGAAAGGGAUUUGGAUGGCACGCUGACGACUGUCAGAUGCACUGUUUAAGGCUAACACAUUUUUGAGUUAAUUACUUAAAGAACAUAUUUCUAGUUAUGUUUGUACUUAACUAGAACUGCUAUUUGUUACUAGUACUUAAAUGUUCUUUUGGUAUCGUAGUUGAGCUAUGUUUAAUGUUCUACUUCUGGGAAUUUGUGUGUCCCUUUAGAGAAGCGACACUGGGGCUGAUGGCGUUCACAGCUUGUAGAAAAUGAAUACAACUAACAUGGGCUUCCUCUUAAAAGGAGAAAUUGCUGUUACAUAGGUAGCUGUAACGUAAUGAAACCUCCCCCUGCUUUAAGUUGAACUUUCCAGCUGUAAUCACAAGUGCUUAGUGAAUACGGUGGCGUGACACAAGCGAUGAAUCAUCCGCCUUUUUGUAUCUCCUUCACAAAUGCCUUCAUUGAUAGUAGUUAGAAUAGUUUUAACUCCCCGCUUCAAGUAAUUAUGUAUUAGCUGCCGUGUCUCUAAAUGAAAUGCAGCAAAUUGUGUGAAAUGUUGACAGCUGAUUGAGUUCUGACUGUAGUGACAGCUUCAAACUGCAGCUUGACAUUUGCUUAUAUGGGACUAGUUCACACAGUAAUGUCACAAAUAUCUCCUAUUUGAUCUUCCCUAUUAAAAUCAGCUGAAGCUUUAUUUUUAGAGCUUAUUGCAGGAUUGUUAAUAUAACAGUUAAUUCUCCUACAUCAUUGCCCCUAUAUGAUUAUUUCACAGCACCAACACAAUGCACACGCUACACACAAAAGAUCAAAAUGAUUCCAGCUUGUUUGAGAGAUUCAAAAGGGCCUGUGAUGCUCUAGACACAAGAGCAGUCAUUUAACAGAACAGAAUCGCAACUGCAUAUACAUCAAGGUAGAUCAAAGGCAGCUGGAAGAUUGCACAUUUACAUAGGGACGUGGGUGAUGCUAUGGGAACCCAGUAGCUGACUUGGAGGAGUGCGCUGGCAGGAUGGGAAAUAAGGAAGUUCAGUGAGCAUCAAUGGGGGGCGGGGGUUGCUUUUAUUUUUGUUUGGAUUUUUUUCUUUUACUUUCUUUGCAUAUCUGGAAGGCUGCAAAAGGUAGAUGAAGCUCUGAUGCUUUGUCCCUUUAAUUCACUACUGGUGUACAUCAGCAGUGCUAGCAAUGGCUGCUUCCAGAUCACACUGCCUGAACAUCUGGACCAAUGUCCCCGUUACAUGAUAAUUUCUCCACCUUUUAUAAUACAUAAAAGUGGGGAAAACAGAAACCAAGUACU
Molecule: messenger RNA, 6266 nt
Organism: Coturnix japonica (Japanese quail)
Lineage: Eukaryota; Metazoa; Chordata; Aves; Galliformes; Phasianidae
Source: RefSeq, a predicted model, not a curated record